AUGACAUCGACGACAGGUAUUGGAAGGGCCAUCAAAUCAAGGAAGUUAACUCCGAGGUUUGUUGGGCCCUAUCAGAUAUUGAGGAGGAUUGGCGCUGCAGCUUAUAAGAUCGCCUUGCCACCGCACUUGGCGAAUCUGCACAAUGUGUUUCAUGUCUCUCAGUUAAGGAAAUACAUAGCAGAUCUGUCUCAUGUUUUGGAGUCAGAUGAAAUGCAGAUCAGGGAAGACUUGACGGUGAACACCGGACCAGUGCAGAUUCUAGACUCGCAAGUGAAGAAGUUGCAGGGGAAGGAGAUCAGGACCGUAAAAGUGCUUUGGGAUGAGGCUACUCAAGAGAUGAUCUGGGAGAUAGAGGAUCGCAUGAGGCAAUCCUAUUCGUACUUGUUUCCUAGUAAGUCCUAA
Molecule: messenger RNA, 402 nt
Organism: Vigna unguiculata (cowpea)
Lineage: Eukaryota; Viridiplantae; Streptophyta; Magnoliopsida; Fabales; Fabaceae
Source: RefSeq, a predicted model, not a curated record